CGACCGGCCAAUCGGGGACGCUCAGUCGGCGGGUGGAUGAACGCGGCCCUCUGUAAUGGCGGAGCGUGGCGGGGACGGGGGGGACGGUGAGCGAUUCAACCCGGGGGAGCUCAGGAUGGCUCAACAGCAGGCCUUGAGGUUCCGAGGCCCGGCUCCCCCACCAAAUGCAGUGAUGCGAGGCCCACCACCUCUCAUGCGACCUCCUCCCCCUUUUGGUAUGAUGCGAGGCCCUCCACCACCACCUCGGCCCCCCUUUGGACGUCCUCCUUUUGAUCCCAAUAUGCCGCCAAUGCCUCCUCCAGGAGGGAUUCCUCCACCAAUGGGCCCUCCACACCUCCAGAGACCACCUUUUAUGCCUCCACCCAUGGGAACCAUGCCUCCUCCUCCGGGUAUGAUGUUUCCACCAGGAAUGCCUCCUGUGACUGCUCCUGGUACUCCAGCACUGCCUCCUACUGAGGAGAUAUGGGUUGAAAAUAAAACUCCAGAUGGGAAGGUUUAUUAUUAUAAUGCUCGGACACGUGAAUCUGCAUGGACCAAACCAGAUGGAGUUAAGGUUAUUCAGCAGUCAGAACUGACACCUAUGCUUGCAGCCCAGGCUCAGGUUCAGGCCCAAGCCCAGGCGCAGGCCCAGGCGCAGGCCCAGGCUCAAGCGCAGGCUCAGGCGCAGGCACAAGCACAAGCUCAAGCGCAGGCGCAGGCCCAGGCCCAGGCUCAGGCCCAGGCCCAGGCCCAGGCCCAGGCCCAGGCCCAGGCACAAGCACAGGCUCAGGCGCAGGCGCAGGCACAGGUGCAGGCGCAAGUACAAGCACAAGCAGUAGGAGCUUCCACCCCUACAACCAGUAGCCCAGCACCUGCAGUGUCCACUUCAACAUCAUCAUCCACCCCAUCCUCUACCACUUCUACCACAACAACUGCCUCUUCGGUUUCGCAGACAGUAUCAACACCCACAACACAAGAUCAGACCCCAAGUUCUGCUGUUUCAGUUGCUACGCCUACAGUUAGUGUUUCAACUCCUGCUCCUACAGCCACACCUGUGCAAACUGUUCCCCAGCCGCACCCCCAGACGUUACCUCCUGCUGUUCCUCACUCAGUACCUCAGCCAGCAGCCGCAAUACCUGCUUUUCCACCAGUCAUGGUACCUCCGUUUCGUGUUCCCCUUCCUGGCAUGCCAAUUCCGCUUCCAGGUGUAGCAAUGAUGCAAAUAGUCAGCUGCCCGUAUGUAAAGACAGUCGCUACCACCAAGACCGGUGUAUUGCCAGGAAUGGCCCCUCCUAUCGUACCUAUGAUCCAUCCCCAGGUUGCUAUUGCGGCUUCACCUGCUACCUUAGCUGGAGCAACAGCAGUUUCUGAGUGGACUGAAUAUAAAACAGCCGAUGGCAAGACAUACUAUUAUAAUAAUAGAACAUUAGAAUCAACCUGGGAAAAACCCCAAGAACUAAAGGAAAAAGAAAAAUUAGAGGAGAAGAUUAAAGAGCCAAUUAAAGAACCUUCUGAAGAACCUCUGCCAAUGGAGACGGAGGAGGAAGACCCUAAGGAAGAGCCAAUAAAGGAGAUAAAGGAGGAGCCCAAAGAAGAGGAGAUGACUGAAGAAGAAAAGGCUGCCCAGAAGGCAAAGCCAGUAGCUACUACCCCUAUUCCUGGUACUCCGUGGUGUGUUGUUUGGACUGGUGAUGAGCGGGUCUUCUUUUAUAAUCCUACCACCCGUCUCUCUAUGUGGGACCGACCUGAUGAUCUGAUUGGAAGGGCGGAUGUUGACAAAAUUAUUCAGGAGCCACCUCAUAAAAAAGGAAUGGAAGAAGUAAAGAAACUAAGGCACCCGACCCCGACAAUGCUGUCCAUCCAAAAAUGGCAAUUCUCUAUGAGUGCAAUUAAAGAAGAACAGGAAUUAAUGGAAGAACUUAAUGAAGAUGAACCUGUUAAAGCCAAAAAACGGAAGAGAAUGUCAAAGAAGUCCUUUAUGUGGAUUGCCCGAGCUUCUCUAUUUAGGAGAGACGAUAAUAAAGACAUUGAUUCAGAGAAAGAAGCUGCCAUGGAAGCUGAAAUUAAAGCUGCCCGAGAAAGGGCCAUUGUCCCUCUGGAGGCCCGAAUGAAGCAGUUCAAGGACAUGCUGCUAGAGAGAGGGGUGUCUGCUUUUUCAACGUGGGAGAAGGAGUUGCACAAGAUAGUUUUUGAUCCUCGGUACUUACUUCUCAAUCCUAAAGAGAGAAAACAGGUAUUUGAUCAAUAUGUAAAGACGAGGGCAGAGGAAGAACGCAGGGAAAAGAAAAACAAAAUAAUGCAAGCCAAGGAAGAUUUCAAAAAAAUGAUGGAAGAAGCAAAAUUUAAUCCAAGAGCUACUUUUAGUGAAUUUGCAGCCAAGCAUGCUAAAGAUUCAAGAUUCAAAGCAAUUGAAAAGAUGAAAGAUCGAGAAGCCUUGUUUAAUGAAUUUGUGGCAGCUGCAAGGAAGAAAGAGAAAGAAGAUUCGAAGACCAGAGGUGAGAAGAUUAAAUCGGAUUUCUUUGAACUGUUAUCUAAUCAUCACUUGGACAGUCAGUCCCGAUGGAGCAAAGUAAAAGACAAAGUAGAAAGUGAUCCACGUUACAAGGCAGUGGAUAGUUCUUCAAUGAGAGAAGACCUUUUCAAACAGUACAUUGAAAAAAUAGCCAAGAAUUUGGACUCAGAAAAAGAAAAGGAGCUUGAAAGGCAAGCCCGCAUUGAGGCAAGCCUUCGAGAACGAGAAAGAGAGGUUCAAAAGGCACGUUCAGAACAAACAAAAGAAAUAGAUCGAGAGAGAGAGCAACACAAACGAGAAGAAGCUAUCCAGAAUUUCAAGGCUCUUUUAUCUGACAUGGUGCGUUCUUCAGAUGUGUCAUGGUCUGAUACUCGGAGGACUCUCCGAAAAGAUCACCGUUGGGAAUCUGGAUCCUUGUUGGAAAGAGAGGAGAAAGAGAAGCUUUUUAAUGAACACAUUGAAGCACUUACCAAAAAGAAGAGGGAGCACUUUAGGCAACUUCUAGAUGAAACUUCUGCAAUUACCUUAACAUCCACAUGGAAAGAAGUAAAAAAAAUCAUUAAGGAAGAUCCUCGGUGCAUUAAGUUCUCCUCCAGUGACAGGAAAAAACAAAGAGAGUUUGAAGAAUACAUCAGAGACAAGUACAUCACAGCCAAAGCUGACUUCAGGACGCUUUUGAAAGAGACCAAAUUUAUAACAUAUAGAUCCAAAAAGCUAAUCCAGGAAUCUGAUCAGCACCUGAAAGAUGUAGAAAAAAUUUUGCAGAACGACAAACGGUAUCUAGUACUAGACUGUGUGCCAGAAGAGAGGCGUAAACUGAUUGUGGCCUAUGUGGAUGACCUGGAUCGCCGGGGUCCACCCCCACCUCCCACAGCGUCAGAGCCCACAAGACGAUCAACAAAAUAAUUCUCAGUACUCUUCCACAGGGGUAUCUUAAUUCAAAAACGCUUGCAUGAGCCAAUUUCCAGGUUUUUACAUGUAUGUGCAUUAGUCAGACUAUUGCAGAACCAUCUGACGAACAGAAGGAGAAGCAUUCGUGAACAGUUUCUGAACAGAGAACACUUUGGAAAUAAUUUAUGCUUUUCUUUGUGUGGCAUGACUGACAUACAUACUCAAAUAUAGGCUGUCUCUAGUAAAUCUAAAAUCUUGAAGCUAAAAAUCAUCCUUUUAUGAGGUGUGGAAGUCAGUGACUUUUGGUGACGUUCUUUCUAGCAGUGUUAAACAUGCAAGACGUAAGAGCAUUUGUGGUUUGAACUUGCAAGAUGCAAAUACCACAGACUCCAAGAAAACCUAAGUUAGGGUUUGUUUUGUUUUGAUUUUGUUUUUUAAAGCGGGUAAAAGAGAAAACACUGAAAAUUGAAUUCCUAUCUUCCAGAGGCUAAGAUUAUUAUAAUGGACAUACUUUUACCUUUGUCUCUAAAGAACACUUUAGUUUUGUUUGUUCACUUACGUGCUUUGAUUACCCCCUCUGAAUUCUAGGCCAAGUCUUGUUUAGCCUAAGAGAAGAUUUAUUUAGUAAUUUCUUCUCAGGUAUGGAACCACGGUCAUAACUAACAUGUUGGCCAGAAUAGGACUGAUGGUUAAACACGUUUUAUUUACCAUUAAGUGAUCUUUAUCAAAUAUUCUGGAUUAGACAACAAAUUAUCUUUCUUGGGUGUUCCCUGUAAACUAUACUCCAGUUUGAAUGUUAAACUUUUGUUUCUAAAGUUUAAUUUUAAGAUGUUUGAAUGUUCAGUUUAUGUAUUUGAACUACAAUAAACCAACCCUUUUUAUAUAUGUGGAUUGUAUAUGAUUAUUGUUGUGGAACCUAUAACAAAGACAUCUUUUAAACCUGUUCAUUAAAGCAGUAGCAACUGUAAUUUGGCACAGAGAAAGUUGACUUCCAAUCCUAUAUAUCACAUAGUUUUUAAAGGCUUGAAUAUAAUAAAUUAUUUGCAGUAUAAAAGGGAAGGAAUUUGUAAAGAACCAUUUUGGUGCUCAGUCUCUUAGCAAUAUCCUACUGCCUCAUAGCAAGAAGAUGCUGGUUUUUUGUUCGUGUGUUUUCUUGUUUUUGUCUCUAUGUUAACACAAUUGAUGGUGAAGUCUUCUUGGCACCCUUUCAGUGUGCCCUGCACAUCAUACCGUGGAAUGUACCUUUGACCUCCACUCGCUCUUUCUAGCUGUACCUCCCCACUUUAUUUUUUUUUUUAUUUUUAUUUUUUUUUAUAUUUAUUUAUUUUUGAGACAGAGAGUGACAAAGCAUGAAUGGGGGAGGGUCAGAGAGAGGGAGACACAGAAUCCGAAACAGGCUCCAGGCUCUGAGCUGUCCACACACAGCCCGACGCGGGGCUUGAACUCACGGACCGCGAGAUCAUGACCUGAGCCGAAGUCGGACGCUUAACCGACUGAGCCACCCAGGCGCCCCUGUACCUCCCCACUUUAAAGAUUCCUGUCUCAUUCCUUCAUAGAUUUCUCAUUUCAGAGUACCACAUCCAUGUUUAAGAAAAAUAGGUUAAUUGGAUAACAUAUCUUCCCUUUUCUCUCCCAUCUCCUGUGAUUGCAGCAAAACCUAAAAUGAGGAAAUACCAGUAGAUUGUAUGUUCUGUGCACACAGACACAGAUCACAUGCAUACAGACUCAUUCACACUUAACAUUACUUAGUACUUAGCUUAAAUAUAUUAAGUGUUACAGAAAUCAUGUAUGUGAGAAACUAUAAUUAACU
Molecule: messenger RNA, 5192 nt
Organism: Panthera uncia (snow leopard)
Lineage: Eukaryota; Metazoa; Chordata; Mammalia; Carnivora; Felidae
Gene: TCERG1
Product: transcription elongation regulator 1
Exons: 23
Coding region: 56-3397 (1113 amino acids)
Cellular component (GO): nucleus
Molecular function (GO): RNA polymerase binding; transcription coregulator activity
Source: RefSeq, a predicted model, not a curated record